Molecule: messenger RNA, 731 nt
Organism: Halichondria panicea
Lineage: Eukaryota; Metazoa; Porifera; Demospongiae; Suberitida; Halichondriidae
Exons: 2
Coding region: 87-632 (181 amino acids)
Source: RefSeq, a predicted model, not a curated record
UAUUGUUUCAAUAAUUAUGGAUAUACGUGAACAAUAUGCUGUCAUCACAUGAUAAGAGUUGGUCAGUCAUUAUUCUGUGAGGCAGCAUGAAGGUGAAGGUGUGUGUGGUGUUGGCAGCUCUGCUAGUCUGUGCUCAAGGUGAUCUUUUGAGUGAGCUACUGGAACCAGAGAUAGCACACUCAGUGAAGGAGGGGCCAGACUUCCUUAUCUUGAUCAAUCCCGAUCGUGUCAAUGUUCAGCAAGCUCCUGGGGGGGACCUGUGCAAGCAUCCACGGGUUCGUUGUUCCCUGAGUCGCUCCGUCCCAGUGGACUCCCCCAAAGCAGCCAUUCAGAGAAAGACUGUGGACCUCUGGAGUGUGUUAUUCCGACCAGUCAUGGCCUCAGAGAAUAGCUUUGAUCUGAAUAGUGUGCUUCGUAACCUACAUCCUGGUUACUUCCCAUCACUUGAGGGUCAAGAGGUCAACCUGUAUCUUCUGAGGAAAGGGGAAUUGUAUAGGAUCAAAGAUGGUGCUGAUUAUUGCCGAUUUGUUGGCUGUGGCUUUCAAGGGAUUCAAUUGAACGCAGCAGCUCAAACUAAACUAGAAUCUGUACCAAAAGACGGUCUAGAUUUCCUUAUGAUUUCUCUAGGAUAAGAAGCAACGUUACUGUGUACAUAGUGUGUGUUUAUUGGAAUGACCUUGUGGUACUUGUUAUUGUACAAUGUGAUUAUACUAAUUAUUAUAAGACUAUUG